Paramisgurnus dabryanus is the source of this 1749-nucleotide messenger RNA. Its product is annotated as E3 SUMO-protein ligase ZBED1-like. Gene Ontology annotation, molecular function: DNA binding. Lineage: Eukaryota; Metazoa; Chordata; Actinopteri; Cypriniformes; Cobitidae. The record is from RefSeq and is a predicted model, not a curated record.
AUGGCUGAGCGCGAAAUACGAACACCCUCCUCGUUAAAAGCUGACAUAUGGAAAUAUUUUGGCUUCUAUGAAGUUGAAGGUGGAAAUGAGCUAGACAAGAGCCACACUAUCUGUAGGUUAUGUCGAACAAAACUAAAAUAUUUCGGAAACACGAAAAACAUGAGAAACCAUAUUACACGUUUCCACCCAGAGGAGGAAAAACAGAUGGCUGGACCGUCCGUUGCCGCAAACCAGAGGACCAUUGAGCAAACAAUAUUGUCAAAGCUUCCACCCGGCUCGGAAAGGGCAAAGCGAAUUACAAAAUCAAUCGCAACAUUUAUUGCCAAGGAUUUACGUCCGUAUUCAGUCGUUGAGAACCAGGGCUUUUGCGCUAUGUUGCACACUUUGGAGCCGAGAUACAACGUCCCAUCUCGGAGAUAUUUUACAGAUACAGCGAUCCCCAAACUCUACAACGAGACCAAAAACGAAGUCAUGGAAUCACUGAAGAAAGCAGGUAGGAUAGCUGUGACAUGUGAUGCCUGGACAUCCAUUGCCACUGAAUCGUAUGUCACCGUAACUGCGCAUUUUAUUACUGAUGAGUGGCAGCUGGCGUCUCACGUGCUCCAGACAAGAGAAGUGAAUGAGAGCCAUACGGGUGCAAAUAUCGCUGAGCUGUUAAAGAAUGUAACAGAGGAAUGGCAGAUCACUAAAAAAGAUUUAGUUUUAGUAACUGAUAACGCAUCCAACAUGGCUGUUGCUGCUGAACUGUGUAAAUUCCUGCAUGUGAAGUGCUAUGCCCACACGUUAAACCUGGCCUCACAGCGGGCGCUCAAGUUGCCCACCGUGUCAAGGCUACUGGGGAGGGUGAGACGUAUUACUACGUAUUUUCACCGCAGUACCACUGCAAAACACCAGUUUGAAGAGAAGCAGAUUCUACUUGGUCUGCCGAAACACAAGCUGAAAAUAGAUGUGAGCACCAGGUGGAAUAGUGCGUAUGAGAUGGUUGACCGGUUUCUUGAGCAACAGCCUGCAGUCUGCGCUGCUUUACUGUCUCCUCAGGUACGGAGAGGAGAGUCGGACAUCUGCACACUCACUGAAGCAGACAUCUCAAACGCAGAGGAUAUUAUCAAAGCCCUAAAGCCAAUGAAGGAUGCAACCGUUCUCAUGUCAGAGGAGAGCAGCCCCUCCAUCUGUUUGAUUGCUCCUUUGCAAGCUCAACUCAUUCAGGACAGUAGUGGAGAGUCCGAGUCAUCAAUGGUCCGGGAGAUAAAGCAUGCCAUCAGUGGGGACCUCAGUAAGAGAUACAAAAGUGAACAAGAGAGAAACACUCUUUUAACAGCUUCUGCUCUGGACCCACGAUUCAAGGGCCUGCCUUUUCUUUCGGUGGAGGAGAGAGAGAUGUAUGGAAGACUGAUUGCUGAGGCUGCAUCACUAGAGCAAGAGGUGAGAGUUGAAGAGGAGGAAACCCCAGAGCACAACACAUUGAGGGAAGAAGACACCCUGACCACUGAGGAGGAGCAUCACCAAAGCCCAUCUAACAAAAGAAAAUCCUCAUCUUCUCUUCUAGAGAAUCUGCUGGGGAAUACCUUUACUGAUGCUAGAGUCCAGCAGCAGCCCAUGUCUGCUUAUGCCAGAGCUGAGAAAGAAGUGACCAAUUACCGCAGUGCUCCAUCACUCCCUCUAUCCGAGGACCCUCUUAGCUGGUGGAGUAAGAAUCACAGUGUUUCCUCUAGGAUUUUUUUCAGCUGUGGCGGCAGGGGGCGCCCAUGA